Molecule: messenger RNA, 2406 nt
Organism: Ruditapes philippinarum (Manila clam)
Lineage: Eukaryota; Metazoa; Mollusca; Bivalvia; Venerida; Veneridae
Exons: 2
Coding region: 1-2406 (801 amino acids)
Source: RefSeq, a predicted model, not a curated record
AUGUGGCCUUACGGGGGCAAAAAAACGUUCGUUUCAAACAAUGGCAACCAGAUCAAACUAACGGGUAAUAGUUAUUAUCCAAAUGGGAAACAAACUGGAGCUCCAAACAAAGAAUAUUUUAACCAAGUCACCAUGUCGGUUUCCGUCGGAUUAAAUGGAUUUCCAGCUAACAAGAUCGCCGCCGACGGACGGAUCAUGAGACAGUAUGGAGUUAACAGACAAGAUGUCACAGAUGACUUCAUUACCAGAAAUCGUGGCGGAUUUAAACAAAGAAUCUUUGCAGAAAGCGGUAAACAACUUCAUAAUCGGAACGUAAGUCAACUAAAAGUCGUGUUAAAUAUGCCGUCGCACCAACGUCGCGAUUCGUUGUCACAAAUCACGUCAGCCAUCGUCAAAAAUGAAGUUGUGCCACCUCUUGCCCAGUUACAAAACGACGAAAUUUUGAGCGACCAUAUGAGAAAAUCGGCAAUGAAUUUACAAAAUAUGGCAACAAAAUUACCGCCUUUAAGGAGGAACUCUAUACAGAAAGCAAAACAUCUUGAACAUGCUUUUUCACAAGGGAAUGAAGGGAAACAACCGGUGAAAUUGGAUGAAAAUUCUGAUGAGGAGGAUGAAGAUGGGUUGCCUUAUAUCGACAUGAGACUUACCAGACGUAAAAGUAGUGAGCAUUUUGAUGUUGGAAAUACACAAAGGACAUCAGCACCUUCAAACUGGAAAGCAAGUCUUAUGAGGAGAAGGAAAAGUUUCAAUAUGAGAUUCAACACAAGAACUGCGGGUGGUGUAAAUGAAAAUGAAUCUAUUUCUACGGGUUCUGAUAGCGGGAAUUCGAAAAUUGACAGAGACAGAAAAGAUUCGGUAGGCAGAAUAACAGAAUCAAUUAGGGAUCAAUUUCGGGCAGUGGUUCAAGAGCAAUUACAGUCUCAAGAUCGCCAGUCAAUGAAUUCAGUUUAUAUGAAUACUAAUCUUUCAGUGUCAGGGCGUGUUGGGAAUGAAAGUCUUGCAAAACAAAUUCCAGCGGAAAGGGCAAAGAGCGUGACGAGCGGAUAUAAGUUGCGACACGAGUAUGGUAAAAAUCUUGAAAGAAACUGGUUUAAAAAUCAAUAUAUGAAGAAGUAUGCAAAGGACAAAAGGGUAGACCAGAGCCCUAGCGAGAACGGUUACAACUUGCGCUUGGAUAUUUUCUAUAGCCCAGAGCCCCAGUCUGAUGAAUUAGAUGAUUCUGCUGAUGAAGAUGCAAACAUAUUUAUUGAAGAAGAUGAUGCAAGUAUGCAAUGUGGUGGUUUUUCAACGGCAACGGCGGAAAAGAGAUCCCGAAGACAACGUUUAAGUUUGCAGUCAAAUCGAAGAUCUUCAUCGUUAGAUCCGCCAAAAGAAAUAGACGAAGAUACUGAUGCAGAGUCUUCAGAUUCUGAUAUUGAAAUUAUCCUGAAAGAUAAUCAAUUAAUUCAACGAAAAACGAAGCACAAAAUGCAGAAGAAACGUAGGAGGAAAAUCCUCCGCGAGAUAAGACGAAAGAAGAAGAAUAUCAUUAGAAAACGGCAGCAAAAAAUUGCACAGAUGGUUGCGAAAAGAUUGUCUAAGAAAGUACAGGAUAAUUCCGAUGAGUCUGAUCGAGAGCCGACACCAAAACCAACGUUAAAGGAACAAUUUUUACAGGAAGGUGGACUUAAACUUAUCUUUGAUAUAGAGAAACUGAACAUUUCAAAGGAGAAAAUCGUAGAGCAGAGUUCCUCGGAAAGUGAUUCAGAUAAUGAAGAGCAAGAACCAAAGGAGGAAAAGAAACAACCGAUGUUAACUGUUUUAAAACCAUUUGAAAAAAAAGAGUCGAAAUUCGCCGAAGAAAUAAAGAAAAUUUCACUGAAAGAUCUCGAAAAUCUAAACAAUUUUCUAAGAAAGAAGAAGAAAAGAACUCGAAAACGGCGACAUAGCGUCCCAAAACUUUGCAGGCCGUUUGAAUUUCUGUUGGAAAUCCCUGUCAAACAACGCCAACGUCAAAGCAGAUCUAGAGCAAGUGUCACGAAACAGAAAGAGGUUCGAAGAACAUAUUCCCCACCUGCACCAAAAUGCUCCUGUCACCGGUCAAAACAUUCAGAUAUGGUUCAGAAAUCUAUACCACAGACGAAAAAAUGUCCACAUCAACCGGAAGUGAAAAAGCAGAAAACAAAGGUCAUCAAGGUUCAGACGGCAGGUCUGAUGAGAACAUCUAGCCUCGAAAAUCUAUCAAAGAAACGUCCCAUAGAGUUAAAAGAUCUUUGCUGUAUCGAUACCGCAAAGGAAAUUAAAAUUAAGUUUUGCAAAAAAAAAUUUAGACCCCCAACCGUAAAAGGCAACAAAACUCUUCCCCAUGCGUUUCCAGCGACAUUAAAAACCGGGGGAAAGCUGUCGAGUCGAUUUGGGCGCUUUUAA